Hemibagrus wyckioides is the source of this 3343-nucleotide messenger RNA. It is a transcript of the gene lcat, whose product is annotated as lecithin-cholesterol acyltransferase. The transcript is spliced from 6 exons. The record is from RefSeq and is a predicted model, not a curated record. Gene Ontology annotation, biological process: lipid metabolic process. The coding region runs from base 100 to 1431 and encodes 443 amino acids. Lineage: Eukaryota; Metazoa; Chordata; Actinopteri; Siluriformes; Bagridae. Gene Ontology annotation, molecular function: phosphatidylcholine-sterol O-acyltransferase activity.
CACUCUCCUUCUCUCUUUCUCUCUGUCACUCUUUUCUAGCCAAGCUCAGAGAGAGGUUGAGGCCGUUGACCGGAGAAGCACGCAGAGACAGCAGAGACGAUGCCUCCCUCGCACGCGCUCGCCGCCCUUCUCACCGUUCUGCUCGCGCUUCAACAUUCGGCAGGAUUUUGGCUUUUUAACGUCAUCUUUCCGCCGACCGCCGGACCACGGGAAGGGAGCAACAGUACACCGCCUCUUAUCAUCGUGCCAGGGAAUAUCGGCAACCGCCUCGAGGCCAAAAUAGACAAACCCACGCUGGUGCACUGGCUCUGCUACAAGAAGACUGAGGACUGGUUUCCACUGUGGAUCGACCUCAAUAUGUUCAUGCCCAUCGGUAUUGACUGCUGGAUUGACAACAUCAGGAUUGUGUAUAACCGAACGACUCGCAGGACUUCCAACUCUCCUGGUGUGGAAGUGCGCGUCCCUGGAUUUGGCCAGACGUACUCUAUCGAGUUCCUGGAUAAGAACAAUCUGGCAGGUUAUUUUCACACCAUGGUUGAACAUUUGGUAACUAUUGGAUAUGUGCGCAACAAGACUGUUCGAGCUGCACCGUAUGACUGGAGGAUUGCCCCGAAUGAGCAGGCUGAGUAUUUUGCACGCCUGAAGAGCCUUGUGGAGGAGAUGCACAAUGAGUACAAGCAACCCGUCCACCUCCUGGGCCACAGCAUGGGCGGUCUUUACAUCCUCUACUUCCUCAACCAGCAAAGCCAAGCCUGGAAAGAUCGCUAUAUCAAGAGCUUCAUCUCACUGGGAACACCGUGGGGUGGAAGUGUGAAGCCCCUCAGAGUUUUAGCAUCAGGUGACAACGAUGGCAUCCCCCUGGUGUCCUCCAUCAAGAUCCGUGAGGAGCAGCGCAUGACCACCACCAACCCAUGGAUUAUCCCGUCUGAGGAUGCGUGGCCUGAGGAUCACAUCUUUAUCUCCACACCAAGCUUCAACUACACCCACCAGGAUUACCGCCGCUUCUUCACCGACAUCAACUUUGAGGAUGGUUGGCACAUGUGGGAGGACACGAGGAACCUCACUGCAGGCCUCCCCACCCCCGGCGUCGAGGUUCACUGUUUCUAUGGUGUUGGCUUACCCACACCCGUCACCUACAUCUACGAUGAGCAGUUCCCGAAUGGCGAUCCCGUGGACUUCCUGUACGAGGACGGGGACAAUACGGUGGACAGCCGCAGCAUGAGCUUGUGUAAGCGCUGGAUAGGGGAACAGCCGCAACCGGUGUACGUGACCGAAUUCAGCGGCAUGGCUCACCUCGACAUCGUCUUCAACCACAAUGUCCUCAAUUCCAUCCAGGAGAUCCUAGAGGGAAUGGUUCGGAAGGCUGAGGCUGUCCGUACUAUUUUUGUCAAAGAGUCUCAGAAGCGCAACCUCAUCAACCAGAGCCCUUAACUAAAGCUCAGCUUGAGUUCAUAAAUGCAGAGUGGUUAACCUUCUAGCUUGCACAGAGAUAUGAUGUCUAUUAGGACGUAUGACUGAGACCUAUACCAGGUGGACUUUUGUGUAUAUAUUCACAAACAUAACCAGAAGAUAUGAAAUGCCUUUGCAGUUGGUAUAGAAUAUACAGAUUCCACAAUAUGUACAGAUUAAAUAUACAUCAGCACUCACAUGUACAUCCAUCGCCUCUUGUCCUUCUUUCAGCCUCAAUUUUGCUAAAUAUGACUCACUGUCACCGCCUGCUGGACACAAACACUCUGCUGGGCAAUUUUAAGAUCAUUAUUUCUCAAUAUUUACAGUAUACAGUAGUUUGUAAAAUUUAUCGUCUAUUUUACCACAUCUAUUUUACAAUCCGGCAUUCCUACUAUCAGAACAUGUUUUUAAUUUAUAUUCAACCCUCUGUCCAUUUCUUUUUUCUUGUGCUAGAAACCACACACGCAACUUUAUGCAUUUAUGAAUGAAAAUGAAAAUGAAGGUUUGAUUCCACUGUAUUUAUAAAGGAUCUAUUUCCUCUUUUAUUUCUGCAGCCAUUUCAAAUGUCCUGGUCACAUUUAUCCUUCUGCGUCAUCACCAACAUGGACGAGCAGAGACUAAAAAAAUAAAACAGUGUAAAUAUAAAGGCUCACCAGUGCUGUUAUCACACCACCAACAGCUGGUGUGCUGUUCUCAUGGUGUUCCAGUGACCCUUGACCUGAUCUGAGGGCUCAAAGUCCUGGUGUACAUCAGCAGAAAAGUCAAUUUGCCCAAAACAUGCUAGGUAUUGGACACAUUUGAAAGAGCAGAUCAGACGAUUGAAGGAGGGCUUAAAAAACAAAUGCAAUAAUGAUUAGUGCAAAAGGUGACUCCAUGAGGCAAACCCGUGUGAGCAUUCCAAGAGUUUUGCUAAAAACAAUGAAAAUAAUAUAACUAAAUAGCUGACCCGAGGCUUUGCCAUUAUUCGGUGCAGCUGUGUCAUAUAACUGUAUUGCAUUUAGUGAUAUUUGUCAUCUCCGCUAAUUCUACACUGGAUUUCUCAUUCACGUGACAUUAAAUGAUGAGAGAAGAUCGUCUUUUCACUCGUUCAAUCCUUGUCCAAUUAUUUUAGCCAGCUUUUGUCCACUGUUGCUUCAGUUUCCUGUAACAGGAGUUGAACCUGGUGUGCUCUUCUGCUGUAGUAGACUAUCCACCUCAAGGUUUGACCUGUUGGGCAUUUUUGAGAACUUUUCUUCCCAGCAAAGGAAAAAAGUGGUCAUUGGUGUUGCCUUCCUGCCAGUUCUUCCCGUCUAGCCAUUCUCCUCUGACCGCUCUCAUCCACAAGACCUUUCUGUCUGUUGAACUAUUGCUCAUUGGAUGUUUUUUCCACCAUUAUGUGUGAAAUCACAAUCUGAGAUCAGCAACUUCUGAAAUAAUCAGCCAGUCACUAAAAUCACACUGAGAUGCUGAUGUUUGAUGUGAACUAUAAAAAAGAGUGAAAGAUGAAUAUUUGUUAUAUUCUGCACAGCAUUUAUAUGCCACAGAAUUAGUUAUUGUUCAUAAAUAACCCUAACCCCUAUGAAUAAAUAAAAUCUAAUGACACCAACUAUCAUUUUUUUUAUUUGAUGCACAAUGAUAACAUAAUUGUGCUAAACUCGAAAUUCACUGGAAUUCUAUAUAUUAUUUUACUUAAUGUGCAAACUCAGUGUGAUGUAGUACAGCCCAAGCCUCACGACCUUCUUUAGUAAAUAUCCUUCUGCAUUUUCCUAAGGCUCGUUAUUCUGUUUUCCAGGCCAUUUCCAUUCACAAAAGCAAUUUUAGGCAAAUGAAUCAAAAUCAAAAUCCAUUUAUGUGAGCACUGUACUCAAAAUGAAUCAAAUGAAUGAAUCAAAUAAAAAUGUAAAUAUGUACUGUA